GGCGGGGACACGAAGUGCUACGGAGAGCGGAGGGGCUAAGAAGAGGGUCGUGAGCGGAUGAUGAUUGGCUCCAAGAAACUAUGUCUUCAGAAAUGAAAGCUUGUACCUACUAUAAACAGUGAUCGGCCUUAAGUAGACUAGAAACUAUAGUCAAGAAACUUUAGUGGAACUCGUCCUUACCUGGUUACCUUGUAUCAUAAAUUCAAUCAUGUAUGGAAGUGCUCGGUCAGUUGGUAAAAUUGAGCCAAGUAGCCAGAGUCCUGGGCGUUCACCAAGGCUGCCACGAUCGCCACGGCUGGGCCAUCGUCGGACCAACAGCACAGGUGGCAGUUCUGGAAGUAGUACUGGGGGUGGCAGUGGCAAAACUCUUUCUAUGGAAAAUAUCCAAUCCUUAAAUGCUGCCUAUGCCACUUCGGGCCCUAUGUACCUAAGUGACCAUGAGAACGUGGGUGCAGACACGCCUAAAAGCACCAUGACUCUUGGACGAUCUGGGGGGCGUCUGCCUUACGGUGUUAGGAUGACUGCUAUGGGCAGCAGCCCCAACAUUGCCAGUAGUGGGGUUGCCAGUGAUACUAUAGCAUUUGGAGAGCAUCACCUUCCUCCUGUCAGCAUGGCAUCCACAGUGCCUCAUUCACUGCGCCAGGCUAGGGACAACACUAUAAUGGACCUGCAGACGCAGCUCAAGGAAGUGUUGCGGGAAAAUGAUUUACUACGCAAGGAUGUAGAGGUGAAAGAAAGUAAACUUAGCUCCUCCAUGAACAGUAUCAAGACAUUCUGGAGUCCUGAACUCAAGAAGGAAAGAGCCCUGAGGAAAGAUGAGGCAUCAAAAAUAACUAUUUGGAAAGAACAGUAUCGAGUUGUGCAGGAAGAAAACCAGCAUAUGCAGAUGACAAUCCAAGCUCUUCAGGAUGAGCUUAGGAUCCAGAGGGACCUGAACCAGCUUUUUCAGCAAGACAGCAGCAGUCGAUCCAGUGAGCACUUUGUAACAGAGCUUACAGAGGAGAACUUCCAACGGCUUCAUGCAGAACAUGAGCGCCAGGCCAAGGAACUUUUCUUGCUCCGCAAAACCUUGGAAGAAAUGGAGCUGCGCAUUGAGACGCAAAAGCAGACCUUAAAUGCUCGUGAUGAGUCCAUCAAAAAGUUGUUGGAAAUGUUGCAGAGCAAGGGGCUGUCAGCAAAAGCAACAGAGGAGGAUCAUGAGCGGACUAGACGAUUGGCUGAGGCAGAAAUGCAUGUGCACCACUUGGAAACCUUGCUAGAGCAGAAGGAAAAGGAGAACAAUUUGCUAAGGGAGGAAAUGCAUCGUCGUUUUGAAAAUGCACCUGAUUCUGCCAAGACUAAAGCUUUGCAGACUGUUAUAGAGAUGAAGGAUUCUAAGAUCUCUUCCAUGGAGCGUGGACUCCGAGAUCUGGAAGAAGAGAUACAGAUGCUGAAGUCAAAUGGAGCCCUCAGUACAGAGGAACGAGAGGAGGAAAUGAAACAAAUGGAGGUGUAUCGUAGCCAUUCCAAAUUCAUGAAAAACAAGGUAGAGCAACUGAAGGAAGAGCUAAAUGCCAAAGAGGCUCAAGGAGAGGAGCUGAAAAAGAGAGUGACUUCUCUUCAGACUGAGAUUGGUCAGGUGAAACAGGAACUGUCACGCAAAGACACAGAGCUGUUGGCCUUACAGACAAAAUUGGAAACCCUCACAAACCAGUUUUCCGAUAGCAAGCAACACAUUGAUGUUCUCAAGGAGUCCCUCACAGCUAAAGAGCAGAGAGCUGCCAUCCUGCAAACAGAGGUGGAUGCUCUCCGGUUACGUCUAGAAGAGAAAGAGACCAUGUUGAAUAAAAAGACUAAGCAAAUUCAGGAGAUGGCUGAAGAGAAAGGAACUCAAGCUGGAGAGAUUCAUGAUCUCAAAGAUAUGCUGGAUGUGAAAGAACGCAAGGUUAAUGUUCUUCAGAAAAAGAUUGAGAAUCUUCAGGAACAGUUAAGAGACAAGGAGAAACAGAUGAGCAGUUUGAAAGAAAGGGUAAAAUCCCUGCAGGCUGAUACCACCAACACCGAUACUGCCUUGACCACACUGGAGGAAGCACUUGCGGAGAAGGAACGUACAAUUGAGCGCCUGAAGGAGCAGCGCGACAGAGAUGAGCGAGAAAAACAGGAGGAGAUUGACAACUAUAAAAAAGAUGUUAAAGACUUGAAAGAGAAAGUCAGCGCCUUGCAAGGAGAUCUUUCUGAGAAAGAGACUUCAUUACUGGAUUUGAAGGAGCAUGCAUCAUCUUUAGCAUCAUCAGGACUGAAGAAAGACUCUAGGUUAAAGACAUUAGAAAUUGCAUUGGAACAGAAAAAGGAAGAAUGUCUGAAACUAGACUCUCAGCUGAAAAAGCAUCCUGAAGUCUUAUUGAGUCACCCAUCCAAGCCAGCUCAUGAAGCAACAUUGGAGGCUAGGGCCAGUCCAGAGAUGAGUGACCGAUUUCAGCAAUUGGAAAGAGAUGUGGCUCGCUACCGGGAAGAAUCCAGUAAGGCUCAAGCUGAACUGGAUCGUCUGCUAGAAAUCCUGAAAGAGAUGGAGAAUGAGAAGAAUGAUAAAGACAAGAAGAUAGCAGAACUAGAAAGCCUCACUUCAAGGCAAAUUAAAGAUCAGAAUAAAAAGGUAGCAAAUCUGAAGCAUAAAGAACAAGUGGAGAAGAAAAAGAGUGCACAGAUGCUAGAAGAAGCUAGACGCCGGGAAGACAAUCUUAAUGACAGUUCCCAGCAAUUGCAGGACAGUCUGCAUAAGAAGGAUGAUCGAAUUGAGGAGCUAGAAGAGGCACUGAGGGAGAGUGUGCAAAUAACGGCAGAGCGUGAAAUGGUGUUAGCUCAAGAAGAAUCAGCCAGGAUACAGUCUGAAAAACAGCUAUCAGAUGAAAGAAUGCACGAGACCAAUCAUUUAGACUGUAAAUUGCUAAAGGUGGAAGAAUUGAUGAUGGCUAUGGAGAAAGUAAAACAAGAGCUGGAAUCUAUGAAAGCAAAGCUGUCCUCUACCCAACAAUCUCUGGCUGAGAAGGAAACCCACUUGACCAACUUGCGGGCUGAGAGGAGGAAACAUUUGGAGGAGGUGCUGGAGAUGAAGCAAGAAGCCCUUCUAGCUGCCAUUAGUGAAAAAGAUGCCAAUAUUGCUCUGCUGGAGCUGUCGUCCUCCAAGAAAAAAACCCAAGAUGAAGUAGCUGCACUUAAACGAGAGAAAGACCGCUUGGUGCAACAGCUGAAGCAACAGACUCAAAAUCGCAUGAAAUUGAUGGCAGAUAACUAUGAGGAUGAUCACCUCAAAUCGUCAUCUCAUUCGAACCAAACUAACCAUAAACCCUCCCCAGAUCAGGUAAUUCAGCCCCUUUUAGACCUUGAUCAGAAUCGCAGCAAGUUGAAGUUGUAUAUUGGACAUUUGACAGCCCUGUGCCAUGACCGGGACCCCCUGAUUCUCCGUGGACUCACCCCACCUGCUUCCUACCACCAGGAUGACAACCGUGCAGCUUGGGAGAAGGAGCUGCAGAAGAUGACUCUGGAGCAGCUUCACAAUGAGCUGGAAAAAGGUGAGAGGGACAGUGCAGAGCUACAAGAGUUUGCCAAUGCCAUUCUACAGCAGAUAGCCGAUCACUGCCCUGACAUCCUGGAGCAAGUUGUCAAUGCACUUGAAGAGUCAUCAUGACCGAAGCCAUUGCUAGCCCCCUAGCAGCAGCAUGCCUGGGGGCCAAGCCCGGUCAGUCCAAGGAGUCAUGAGGAUGCAGAAGUGUGUGAAAGUGGGGAGGGGGAGAAUACAGAAACUUUUGGUGCACCUUUUUAUAAAAAGAAACAAAUGAACCUAUCUCUGCUCUUCCAGUUUAUAGAUACUGAUUCAUGUCUGCAUUCAUCCUCUCACUGCCUUUCUUCUUUGGAAUAUGCCUCCCAGUUACUUUUCCUGUUGGCUUUGGGAUACGUCUGCUCAGAAAUUUACUGAGUUCAGUAAGCAUGGAAGUGGCAAUAUAUUGGACACAGGUAGUUCUGGUGAUCCAUGAAGUGGUGGCAGGAGAACACUUGCCUUGGUUUUAUUUUAUUUUUUUCAGUUAGUAGAAAUCUUUGGCCUACCUUCCUUUAUGGGGGAAGUUGAGUGUGCUCUGAUAGCGGCCCACAGUUGGCCAACAUUGAUUUAGCUAGUUCAAGGUAUGCUGCCUAUGUCUGCACAGGAGUUUUAUCCUAAAAGCGGAAGCUGUUACAAGGAGAUUGUGGGUGGUGAGGAGAAUCCCUUGUUCUCUUUGGUAACUUCAAUUGAGUAAGAAUGGGAAACGUGUUUUCUCUGGUUUUCUGCCUAUUGUAAGCCUUGUUUUUGUUUACCAAAAUAGCUAUGAAAUGCAUGUGGCUGUUGGGGAAGGGUCGUCCUACCUGAAACCCUGGAGAGCCACUGCCAGUCAACACUACUAAGCUAGAUGGCAGCAUCCUGUGUUUUCUUUAGCCAAGUUUCUUGCUCUUCUGGUAAAUUUUAGUACCUUUUCUACAUAGCUUUGCAUUCACACUUGAAGGGUGCUCUCUUUAUGCAUGACUUCUCAUUUUAUCUAUUUCUGAUUUCUUAGGGGUUUAUUUUAUUUUAUAAGCUAUGCCCAGCUCCAAAAGAGUACUACAUAUCGUUGCCCCUACUGCUGUAUCUUCUAUAACACUCACCAAAGAUUGAGUAAACCCAAAAUAGUUUCUCUAAAUGGCAUCCUCUUAACAUAUCCAAAUUCACAGGCUCAUAAAUAGGAAUCUGGCUAUUCAUCUGUUUUGCACUAAUUGUGAAAAUACAGUUUUAAUCCGGGAAACAUUUUGCAUAGUGUCAUUCUUCAGGCAUUCACAAGAACGGAACUCUGGUAUCAGGUUAUUUCUUCCUGAGAGGAACUGUUUUUGAUGUUUAUUCUUGCAGAUUUCAGGAUUAAUAGAACCUUUUAGAGUAGACAUAGAAGAAAGAGUUAGGAUUCUGAACUUAAAUAAAUAAGAGAAAAGAUCACUGUUCCUUACAAUGCUUUCCUGACUCAUUUACCUCUAUAAUGAUUGCCCAAAUCACCAUGCUUGGCUUUUCCAGCUUAAGCAAUUUAUACAUGGAUAGGCCCAUGCAUUCAAAGUUUAGAAAGCAGACACUCUCUCAAAGCCUUUUUCUUUUCCCCUUCAACAGUAUCCCCACUCCACCAGUGUAACUUUCCAAUUUGGCAACCCAGACCCUAAGACAUUAUUUUCUAUAUAGCAAGGAAUAAUUUUCUAUAAAGUUACUGUUCGGUCAUUACCAGCUUCAACCCAUGGACAUUGAACCAGCCCCAGUAUCCCCAAUCAGGAGCCUCUCUGACUGAAUCAAGAGUCCGCUAGGCACUCUAGGAAUCCUUUAUUACUACUUUUUAUACACAUAGUUUCUGCCUUUGAAAAUGAAAAGAUGCAGUCACUUCUUCAAGAUGCUCCAUUUCUUCCUUUCAUUCUCAUGCAGGAGAAGGAACCUGGGGAUACCUCAGAAAGGAGAUAUAGUAUGAAAAAGAUUGGUUUGAAAUUGCAAACAGUGUUUCUCAUGUGGAUUUUCUGAUGAGGAAUUGACAUUGCUGUAUUAGUUAGCACCUUUGGACUUUGGAGAUCCGGAAUGGUUGUUUUAGAGCUGAUGGCAUUAAUAGCCUGAGGCUGAUGAUUUUUCUCAGAAAGGCGGGUGGGGGAGAGACUUGAAUGUUCUCAAGGUUGAAAUUGCCUUUACCGGAAGGCAUGUAGACAGUGACUGUACAUACCAUUGAGCCAUGCCUCAUACCAGAACCGCGCCUUUGCCCUCAUUGUUUUGAGUCAGCACAUUUUGAUAGGAGCUGUUGUUUUGAAAUCUCCCUUAUAGCCUUUUCUUCUUCAUCCCUAAUUGCUCACUGUAGGGAUUUAAUGCUGCCUGUAAAACCAUCUCAGCCUUCAGGCCUAACAUCUUCCCACCACCACCACUCCCAGGCUAUCCUAUUAAGUUAUAUGGUGGUGUUUCCAGCUGCCCUUGUUCCCUGCUGUAAAACAAUCCACUCUCUCUGUGGGGGAAGCUAUGGAAUUUUCCUUAUCAGUGGUUGAAAUGACUUCUGCUUGUAAACCUCUUACUCAGAUGCUCUUUGAUAGUGGCUUUGGGGGCAGGGGUGUUGCUGAAAUUUCGGGAGUAGAGAUGGAGAUAGUUGCUUGUGGUUGAUACUUCAUCCCCAUGUGCUUCUGGCACUGCGCAUAAAUCACAGUUCUCCAUGCUAGUAUUUUUUGAGCCUUUAGCUCAGCUGCCACCAUGUGGCUGUGCUACUACAGGCACAGGAGCUGCUUAAGCAGAGAGAUGCCAUUCCCAAGGCAGUGUGUACAGGGCCCACCAAAAUGAAAUUGGGAUAAAGCCCAUUGUUUACACUCCACUCUACUCACAGCAUGUGCUCCAGGGGAGGAGGGGAUUUGUGAAACAGAGCCAGUUCCCACACUGGCCAUUUGGUUUCUGUCACCCAGCAGCACACCUGCUGUUUGAACCCCUCCCUCUCCAAGCCCAAGUCUGGAGUAUGCAUCUCUUUCAACUCCUCUCUUAACCCACCACCAAGCACACAACUUUCCCACCCCAUUCUAUGAGCUCAGAGUCCUGUCACCCUAAUGCCUGAUCUAAGCUCCCAGUAAAAAAUUGAUCUAAUCCCUCAGUAAAGUAGUGAGAGAGAGAAAGAAAGAGAGAGAACAAACAAGAUCUUAUCUUGGAACAAUGACCUGACUUUAUCAGCAGUGUGCCAUUGCAGAUAAUCUCCUUGAUGCCAUUUGGAUAGAGGUCCUGUCUCUCUGCAUUUCUCUAGGAACUGUGGAGCCUUAAAUGCAAGGUGUUGGCCAUGAAUUGUUGUUGAACCUGGCCUGCUUCAACUUGCUUCCUUUAACAGAAGAGUGCAAGAUAGUUGACUGCCUUGUGGAUCUGGUUAACAUUGUUAACGUUAUAUGAGAUAUAAAAUGCACAGAUCCAAAAGUGUUAUAUGUGGCAAUCUGACUGCCACUACACUAUCACAGCUCUGAAAGAUUUUUGUAUCUACCAUAUCUGAAAUGAGUGAGAUCUACCACUUGUGUCCAGAAAAUACAGCUCUGGACAGUUGUGUUAGAAACGUAUCAUUUCCUCACCUUCCUUGUUAUUCAGUCCAGCUUUCAGAAAAAGCCUCUUAUCAGGGGAUUCUAAAAUCUCUUGUUUUACACUAGCAAUGGCCAUAUACUUUUGUUGCCGGAUUAUAACAAGGCUUGGUUGUAUUUAAGGAAUGUGGUGUUGCUUUUUCAAGCUGUAAAGAUGCUAAUAUGUAAAAGGUGGGUUAUAAACUUCAGGAACCCCCUAUAGAGGGAGUAGUGGAGUAGUUUGUCUUAAAUUUGGUGCAGUUAUUAAACCUCCCUGGACAAUCCAGGUAAUUUCUUGACAUCCUAAUUGGACUGCUUAAUGCUCCCAAGGAAUCCAGAUUCUGCUUCCAAUCCUAUCAAAUCCAGGUGUUUAAAAAUAAUAAAAUAAAUGGCACUUCAGACUCAAUUGUACAGUGACGCUAGCUACUAAUGUUCAAAGAACUAAUAAGAGACACAUCUUAGUGAAAUGUCUUUUUCAUGUUUGGGGUCUGCUAUGAUGAUUGCCUUUUGCUAUUGCUUUCACUCAAAAAAAUGCCAAACUCUAAAAAUCUAAAACCGAACAAAAUGGUUAGAGUGUGUGCUAUCAAAUACCAGUGUAUUUGGGUCUUCUCAGUGUAUUUUGGAAGAUCACUGUGAAAUAUGUAGUAUGGGAGUUUUAGGCAUCUGUUUUUCUCUAUUCUAACAUUCAGGGAACAUUCUGUUUUGGAAAAUUCUUAUAUCUAAAACACUAAGUUAAUAGAAUCCUGAUUUCCUCCUAUCUCACACCUCUGUGCUAGCAACCUAGCAUGGGUUCGUGGAGUGACGUGAGUGAAAAUGUCAAAACAGUUGGAGUUAGAAGGUGCUACUUCAGAGAACUAAGCAGUAAUAGUCAUGGAAAACAGGAAGUUCUUGAUUUAAUAACACUGCCCCUAGUGGUGGGAGUGGAAUUGGGAAAUCAGGCAAUUGGUGGCUGAAAGCUGCCAAUAUUGACAAGACAAAACUUUUCUCAUGCCAAUCACUCAGUCUUGUCAGUGCAGCAGGUGCUGUUUUUAUAAUACAAUAUUUUUUAACUUUUUUCCAUUUGUAGAGGAAAGCCGUUAUCCUUCUGAACAAAAUGGCUGUGUCUGUUGACCUUUUUUAGAAAAUAAAAUAAAAGCAUUUCCAAACUUUUUAGUGUCAAAAGCGUAAACAUAAGAAUACUGACUUUUUUCAGUGUGUGUGGCGAGUGCUGUAACCCUGUCAUCAUUGGUAUUUCCCCUUUCCUUUUUCAGGGGUAUAUUUUUUAUUUUUUAUUUUCCUGUUUUGUUCUCUGCUUGUCAAUUAUUGUCUGUGUGGUCCUUUGGCUGGGACAAUUACCGACAAUGUGUGUCUGUUGUCCAGUUUUAAAUUUUAAAAAAAAGAUAGAAGUAGAAAUGAAAAAAGUUGUGUAUUAAAAAUAUAAAAAAUUAAAUGUAUCAUCCAAAGGAAUUCAAAAUAUGAAAAGGCAAAGUUCUGGACAACUCCUCCCAGUUUUAUAAGGAAAUGGAUUUUUUAGGCUCAAGGUACAUUUCAAUUGCCUUUGACAGACCAAGGAAGACCAAACCAGUGUGGCCUUCUUAGCAAUGUUAUUAACUCCUGAUUUUAUCCCUUUCCCAAUACUGUAAUGUAUGGACGACCUUUGAAAAACAGGAAGGGGCAGCAUUAGAAACUACUUUUUCCAUUGAUAUCUCUUGGGCUUUAAUACUGCAAAUUUAAAUAGAAGGGAUGCAUUGCAGCAUUUUUGCACAGUCUUUUAGUCUCUAUUUUUUACACAUAAACUACUUAGUAUUUCUUAAUGCACCUUCAUUUAUGUCAGUCCCAGUUUAUUUGUGUGGUUAUUUUGUAAUGUACCCACUUUUGAAAAUGUGCAUUCAGAAUCUUACAACAAAGGGCUUGCCAUUCUUUUCUGCACCAGUGGGAUGGAAACUUGUGCAUUUACUUUUAAAGGGUAUGGCCAACAUAAAUCUUCAUAUCAUAAAUACUGUUGCUACUAGCCAUAUCUUAAUUUAUUUUACAUGAAUGUACCUUUUUAAAAAAUCCUGGUAAAUUUGGGGGAUAUCAGUAACCCUUUCAGUUAGAGGCUACCAAUGUUCCUGUGCUGCUGCCUAUUAAAUUCACUGUCCAUUGCUGCAGCAGAAAUCAAAGUUGAGAACGCUGGGAUACAUUUUUGUUAAUAUGGGAUAGAAAUAUUAAGCCAAGCUUAAUUGAUACUCUUCAUUUAAUUUGUUUUUUAGCGAUCUUUCAUGGCUAAAUCAUUUCUCUCAAAUCAUUUCACCUGGUAAACCUGGGUUUCCCAAACUUGGAUCUCCAGCUGUUUUUGGACUACAACUCUCAUCAUCCCUAGCUAGCAGGACCAGUGGUCAGGGAUGAUGGAAAAUGUAGUCCAGAAACAGCUGGAAGCCAGAGUUUGGGAAACCCUGCUAAGGGAACCCAGGAUUUGGCUUAAUACUGAUUUCAUUGGACACCUCCUAGAUACAAAUAGUUCACAGGUUUUGCUUCACUCAGCUAGUCUUCUGUCCUUCAGUGAUAUUUGGUAUGCUAGAUCUAAGCAUAUUUAUGCAUAUCAAAAGUUUGUGUUCUUCUUUAGGUUCCAUGUAAGUAAAUGGAGUUGUGUCCAGAAAACGCUAUUAUCAACUGGCAUGACUUAAAGCUGAUGAAAGAUCAUGUUCAUUCAUCCCUGCCAGGACAGUAUUGCUACUUCCCUCUCAUUUACCUCAUGCUGAAUUUAGAUCACCAGGAUCUGUUUUAACAAAUUUUUCGUGAAGGCAGCACAGUGGGCUGUCAAAGGGAGUGAAAAUUUGUAGGAUGUCCCCAACACACACACACAACCCUCUCACACAUACACUACAGAAAAUGAUCUUUUACUACUUGGAAAGUGAUGUGUUGCACUUUAACAGAGGAGGAGAUGAGCUUUGCAUAUAUAGUCUGGCAUACUUUGAGUUCCUUCUGGAAGGAGCAGCAGCGGGAGAUAAUAGAUGUCUGUGAUACAAGUGCGCACGCUGCCUUCAACUUGUAUGUGUUUUAUUGAUGGAGUCAUGUUACUGACAGGAUAAUGAAUUGCAAAGAAAUUGUGUUAUAUAUUCAACUUUGCCUUGAUAAUAUAAACACCUUUGUUCAGUUUUUUUCUUUCCUUUUUUUAUUCACAAACUAAGUUCAUGAGGAAAUUAUAAAAUUAUUUAAAAAUG
Messenger RNA from Lacerta agilis (Sand lizard), 10253 nucleotides. RefSeq names its product ELKS/RAB6-interacting/CAST family member 1 (gene ERC1). NCBI's taxonomy places the organism in Eukaryota, Metazoa, Chordata, Lepidosauria, Squamata, Lacertidae. The record is from RefSeq and is a predicted model, not a curated record. Gene Ontology annotation, cellular component: cytoskeleton of presynaptic active zone. Bases 209 to 3664 code for a protein of 1151 amino acids. Gene Ontology annotation, biological process: maintenance of presynaptic active zone structure; regulation of synaptic plasticity; neuromuscular synaptic transmission. Gene Ontology annotation, molecular function: structural constituent of presynaptic active zone. The transcript is spliced from 22 exons.